AUGGAUCAAUUUGUAGUUAAAUCCAAGCUUCCCAGCCACGAAAUACCAAACAUAUCAGUCGGCGAGUACUUCUUGCAGAAUAUUACUCGAAACAUCAAUGAAAACCCUCAGAGAAUUGCCUUUAUAAACUCAGAGAAUGGCACUAAAACCACCUACUCUGAGUUCCAAAAAGAAGCACUUCAUGUGGCCUCCAGUUUACUUUCUGACGACCUUUUACUCAGCUCAGACGACUUGGUAAUGUUCUUCGGCGACAACAGUUUACAGUAUGUGAUACUUAUUGUGGCGAUGGCUUACCUGGGACUGCCUGCUACGCCUGCAAAGUCAGCAAACGGGUGCUUUGAAGUGGCUCAACAACUUGUUGACUCUAAAGCAAGCGUGCUCUGCAUAUCUGCAAGUCAACGACACUUGGCAACUAUUCAACAGGUUUCAGAGCAGCACCCAACGGCACUUGAGCAUCUUAAAGUGAUCAUCCUUAUAGACGGUGGUGAUGAAACAGUGGCUGAUACUUUAAAGGAAAGUCUUAAAAUGAAGUCGAUCACCACCUACCAGAAGCUACUUGAGCACUCAAAAGAUGCCCUUCCAUUGGCGACAAUCCCUCACUUUAGCGUGGAUCCCCAAUCGGGUACAUACGCAAUCAUUUAUACUAGUGGAAGCUCUGGUUUGCCCAAGGGAGCAAUUCACAGUCAUCGCUCCUUUCUGGCAGCCAUACUGGCAAUGCAGGCGUCCAAGGUCUUCAUCGACUCUCACCAAGCGGUCGUCAGCUUCAUCUAUCCCGGUGUGAAGGUGCCUGAAAUGGUGUCCAGUAGGCUGAGAAAUCGUUACAACGCUGAAGUUCACGAGUUGUAUGGGCAAACGGAGUUUAUGGGCGGUGUCUCCAGUAUGCUGUCUGUCUAUGAGCCCGGAAACGUUGGCGAGCCGUUGCCCAAUGUAGAGAUGAAGAUUGUGCACCUGAGCACUGGUUUUUCGCUUCCGUCAGGAGAGGAAGGUGAAAUCUGCUUACGCGGCCCUAACUGUUUUCUUGGCUAUUUAAACAAUGCCAAAGCGACCGCUGAGGCGAUUGAUACUCAAACUGGCUUCUUCAGAACGGGAGAUGUGGGUUACGCCGAUUCUCGAGGUUGUCUUUUCAUCACUGACCGUAUUAAGGAGCUGAUCAAGUACAAACACUGGAGCGUUUCACCUGCUGAGAUUGAAGUCUUCUUGCAGACUCAUCCCUCUGUAGUAGAAGCCUGUGUGGUUGGCGUGAAACACGCUACAGAGGGCGCCCACUUGCGUGCUUAUGUGUUGCUGAAAAACAAAGGAGAGAAUGGCAGCAUGGUCACUGAAAAGGAAAUCGCUCAAUACGUGCAAGAUAACAUGGGAUACCAGAAACGACUUAAUGGUGGUGUGCAUUUUGUCGCCUCUAUUCCACGCACUAUCAUCGGCAAGAUUGAUCGACAGCAUUUCAAGAACCUGGUCAAAGGAGAGGUGCUCAUUGAAAAGGCUGAAGCAGAAAAAUAA
Rhagoletis zephyria (snowberry fruit fly) is the source of this 1497-nucleotide messenger RNA. Lineage: Eukaryota; Metazoa; Arthropoda; Insecta; Diptera; Tephritidae. The record is from RefSeq and is a predicted model, not a curated record.